AUUAUUUAUGAGCCAAAACCGAAAGGGGUUUCCGCGAGCGUAGGUCACUCAGAGUAUCAUAACACUUCCUUUCGGCGCUCGGAAUGCGUUACAUAUUCGUACAUUUUAAUUUUAAUAACUCUACCAUAUAAAUACGUGCGCCCCCGGUUCAUUAUCAUUCGUGGUGUAGACAACAAACAAUACAAACAUGUUUUCAAAGAUCGCAGUCCUCGCUCUACUCGUGGCGGUAGCCCAAAGCAGCCCCUCCCACGGAGGCUACGAGUACUCGUAUGGAGUGUCGGACCCCCACACCGGCGACGUGAAGAGCCAGCACGAGACCCGCGUGGGCGACAGCGUGCGCGGGCAGUACUCGCUGCUGGAGUCUGAUGGCACGAAGCGCACUGUCGACUACGCCGCUGACGCGCAUACUGGGUUUAACGCUGUUGUGCGCAAAGAUCCUGGCCUGCACCCGGCUCCGGUCGCCAUCGCCGCUCACGCCGCCCCCGUUGCAUACGCCGCUCCUCUCGCCCACGCCGCUCCCGUUGCAUACGCCGCUCCUCUAGCCCACUCCGCUCCCGCCACGUACGCCGCUCCUCUCGCCCACGCCGCUCCCUUGGCAUACGCCGGCCACGCCGCGCCCGUAGCCUACUCUUCCCACGUUACCCACGCCGCUCCGUUAGCUCACGCCGCCUAUGCCGCUCCCAUCGCUCAUGGCGCCGUCUCUUAUGGCGCCCAUGGUCUCGGCCUCGGUUAUGGCGCUCACGGCCUAGGUCUUGGUAACGGCCUGGGAUACGCCGGUCUUGGAUUGGGCCAUGGACUCGGUUAUGGCGCGCAGUACGGAGGAUGGUAAACUUCUGAAAACUCACCGCCCUUGUUAAA
Messenger RNA from Cydia fagiglandana, 858 nucleotides. Its product is annotated as cuticle protein 8-like. Gene Ontology annotation, cellular component: extracellular matrix. Lineage: Eukaryota; Metazoa; Arthropoda; Insecta; Lepidoptera; Tortricidae. The transcript is spliced from 2 exons. The coding region runs from base 188 to 829 and encodes 213 amino acids. The record is from RefSeq and is a predicted model, not a curated record.